Molecule: messenger RNA, 1269 nt
Organism: Fusarium coffeatum
Lineage: Eukaryota; Fungi; Ascomycota; Sordariomycetes; Hypocreales; Nectriaceae
Exons: 1
Coding region: 1-1269 (422 amino acids)
Biological process (GO): nuclear envelope organization
Cellular component (GO): Nem1-Spo7 phosphatase complex
Molecular function (GO): protein phosphatase regulator activity; phosphoprotein phosphatase activity
Source: RefSeq, a predicted model, not a curated record
AUGUCCGACGAUGUCGAUUCCAUCGUCAAAGGCGCUUCUGCUCCAACGCAAGGCGCCAAAGAUGUCGCCGGCGCGAGUCCAAUCCUGCCUACGACCGCAAAGCAGGGCGAUCCUCUUCAUCACACUCCUAGUUCACCGUCCAUGAUCUAUCUCAACCUGUUGAUCCUCGAAGCUUCCCUCCGCGCGCAAUUCCUCGAACUCCGAGCAAGAAAACGACACCAUACCUUCUUCCUUACUCUCCUGUCUCUGUGGAUCGCUGGUUUUGGAUAUGCUCUCUUCCUAGCACCGCGUGAAGACGGGAGAGGUGUUGGAGGUUCUAUCUACUGGGCUGUGGAAGGUGCUGAAAAAGUAUGCUUCAUGGGCGGUAUCAUUACUGCGAUUCUCGUAUGGGCAACUGGAAUCUGGGAGCGCGGCAUUCGUUGGCCGCGACGCUGGUUUGUCAUUUCGAACAGAGGACUGCGCGGCUUCAACUGUAAACUGAUUAUAAUACGACGGACGUGGUGGGCCGAAGCUCUCUCUACAAUCGGAUUCUUUUUGACGUACGGGUUAUUCUCCCACACGGCUAGUUCAUCCUACCGGUACGUCGAGCCGAGCCUUAUGCGCGAGGUGGAGAAGGAACUCCAGAUCACGAGCGACAACCAUCCCACGCUGGUGCUGCCCCACGAAGAUGAGGAGAAAGGCGGUCACGAGGAGGAUCUGGCGCCUGGUGGUGAUUACGUCAAGCUGCUUCUUCUGGCCAAACCUUUUUCUGCUACGUUUAGAGAGAAUUGGGAAUUGUACAGGACGGAGUAUUGGGAGAAGGAGAAUGAACGUCGUGCGUUGUUGAGACAGAAAGUCAAGGAACGGGAUUAUCAGCUUGUGCGAGCGCAAUAUCCCUGGACUUGGUGGUUCCCUGGCCGACAACCUCGCCGACACGAAGAAAAGGCUCCUCCGCGCCAUGUUUCUGUUGAACGAGAACGUAGACGUCGGGGUAGUAGUGUCCGUCGCGCGUCCACGAGCUCAACCAGAAGUCCUACUCCCAAUGUUGAAGAAGAGGGUAUCCGACGAUCCAGCAGUGGUUCGAUCUCAAAGGGACGGAAGAGAUUGUCUACGAGUUCCAAGCCGAAACGACCUGGUUACGAUUCACGUUCUGGCACGCCUGACUUUUCUUCACCUUUGGCUAAAGAGAGUAGUGCAAAUGAUACUCCCGAAUCUGGACCUGAAGGAGGAAAAGUUUUGAGAAGUUCAUCUUCUAGAUCAACUGUUGGGUCCAAGGAGCGCGAGGGUUAG